AUGGCGUUGGACCACAACAAGAACAGAUCUUCCGCGGCAGAUCAGCUGCACGCGCCUGGCAUUGAUUUCGAAGCAAUUGUCAAACUGAGUCCGGACGCCGUCAUCGUGUUGUCCCCGGACGGAAAACCAACCUUUGUUUCCCCGGCUGCCGAAAAGCUGUUUGGCUGGUCUUCGGCAAACCUCGCCGAUCACAUGAGCGAUCUGGUUUAUAUCGAUGAGGAAAACGCCGACGCGGAGGCUCUGCAUCUGAUCUUGUCCGGAAGCGCUGCUCGUCCGGUCACGCUGCCGAAAGCGGAUCUUCAACUGAGGUCAGCCUAUGGUUCACUGGUCUGGGCGGAGGUCACCGUGCACCUUCUGGAAGACGGACACGGCAAACCCUAUGCCUAUGUUGUCUAUUUCCGCAGCAUUGCAAGACUGCGCGAGUUGGAGAACCUGCUCGAGGCUGCUUCGCAGAGCGAUCCGCUUACCGGUCUGUACAAUCGUCGUGCCUUUGAAGACAACUUGAAACGGGAAUGGGCAAUCUCGCUGCGCGAAAAGUCGCACACCAGCCUGAUCAAGGUCACGCUCGACCGCUUUGAAUCCUUUGCCGAAAACCAUGGGCCCGGCGCGGUGGAAGAUUGCCUGUCCAGGGUAGCCGGAAUGCUGAAGGAAACAGCGCGCCGACCGGCAGACAUUACUGCGCGCACAGCCGAAGCGGAAUUCUCGCUUCUUCUGCCCAGAACCCACGAGAUGGGUGCGGAAACCAUCAGCGCGUACAUUCACAUAGCCAUCCAGGAUCUCGCCAUACCGAACCCUGCCAACACAGCGGGAAACGGUAUCGUCACCGCAUCCGUUGGCGCCGCAUGUGUCGUGGCAGAACAAACCGGCAUAUCGGAAAGUCCGGAAGUCAUUCUGUCCGCAGCCGAAGAUUGUGUUUUCCAGGCACGUCAGGAGGGCGGGAACAGGGUCAAAACCGUCAUGCGCACCCUGUCCCGCUAA
Molecule: messenger RNA, 978 nt
Organism: Effrenium voratum
Lineage: Eukaryota; Dinophyceae; Suessiales; Symbiodiniaceae
Source: the annotation of a GenBank genome assembly